AUGGGGGUCCCGCCGCGGCCGCCGCCGCCACUGCGGCCGCUCCUCUGGCUGCUCGCGCUCCUGGCGGCCGCGCCCUUCGCGUCCCUGGAGCCCGAGACCGGCCUGGAGCGAGAGCCGCCGCCGCCGCCCCAGCAGGACCAGCAGAAGCCGCCGCCGCCGCAACACCCGGCCGGGCCGGAGCUCGUCAGGGCCGAGAAAGGACCUACUCAGGUUGCCCCAGACCAUUCUGUUAGCAGAGACUCUCUAGAUAAGACCAACCUGGGAUUUAUCCAUGCAUUUGUGGCUGCCAUAUCGGUCAUCAUCGUCUCUGAACUUGGGGAUAAGACUUUUUUCAUCGCCGCCAUCAUGGCAAUGCGUUAUAACCGCUUGACGGUGCUGGCUGGCGCUAUGCUCGCCUUAGGGCUGAUGACGUGUUUAUCAGUUUUAUUUGGUUAUGCUACCACGGUUAUCCCCAGAGUAUAUACAUAUUAUGUGUCAACUGCACUCUUUGCAAUUUUUGGCAUCCGAAUGCUUCGGGAAGGCUUAAAGAUGAGCCCAGAUGAAGGUCAGGAAGAAUUGGAGGAAGUUCAAGCAGAAAUCAAGAAGAAAGAUGAAGAACUCCAGAGAACGAAGUUGUUAAAUGGGCCCGGAGAUGUGGAAACAGGAGCAGGCCCCAGCUCGCCUCAGAAGAAAUGGCUGCAUUUUAUUUCUCCCAUUUUUGUGCAAGCUUUUACUUUAACAUUCUUAGCAGAAUGGGGAGACCGCUCUCAAUUAACCACAAUAGUUCUGGCAGCAAGGGAGGAUCCCUAUGGUGUGGCAGUUGGUGGGACAUUUGGACAUAGUUUAUGCACUGGCCUAGCAGUGAUUGGAGGAAGAAUGAUAGCACAAAAAAUCUCUGUUCGGACUGUGACAAUCAUAGGAGGCAUUGUUUUCUUAGCAUUUGCAUUCUCUGCACUAUUUAUAAGCCCAGAUGCUGGUUUUUAACAAGAUGUUUCUCCAUUUCCUUGAGGAAAAAAAUGAGGACUAGGAGCAACAAACCUAUCCUUGGUGUUCUGUAUAUAAUGUACAGUUGUAGUGAAAUGAGCACUGAUGAUGAGAUGCUGAAACUCCUAUAGUAACAAUUUGGGACACUCUGAAUAUACCGUGAUGGAGAAUCC
Euleptes europaea (tarantolino) is the source of this 1136-nucleotide messenger RNA. It is a transcript of the gene TMEM165, whose product is annotated as transmembrane protein 165. Gene Ontology annotation, molecular function: calcium ion transmembrane transporter activity; manganese ion transmembrane transporter activity. NCBI's taxonomy places the organism in Eukaryota, Metazoa, Chordata, Lepidosauria, Squamata, Sphaerodactylidae. The transcript is spliced from 6 exons. The record is from RefSeq and is a predicted model, not a curated record. Gene Ontology annotation, biological process: calcium ion transmembrane transport; Golgi calcium ion homeostasis; manganese ion transmembrane transport. The coding region runs from base 1 to 963 and encodes 320 amino acids. Gene Ontology annotation, cellular component: Golgi apparatus.